AACUUUUAUUUAUUUCAAUAUCGCAAUAAACGUAAUUUUUGAGAAAUGCGUCGCUUAAAUAACCUGGUUACGCUUUUUACGGCAAUAGUAGCGUUCUUCUUUGGUAGUUUUAUUACACGUAUUCUGACCAUAGUAGACAAAUGCCCGGCACCGAGAAGUGGUGUGGCCAAACUUGACCCACAUCCAGAUUUAUUUCUAGCGAUACUUGUGUUUAGUGCGCCGGGCAACGCCGAGCAACGUGAAGGGAUGCGCGAGACCUGGCUCCGUCUGGGGCAGCCACUAAAGCAACCAUACUAUCCCGAGGAGUAUAUCUACCUGCCCAGUUACAGCACUGCCGGCGGGCAUUUGCAAAUGGAAACGGUUGCAUCGCAGGCCCAACGACUGCAGCACUACAUAAAUUGGCAGAAGCAGCUGCCACAGUUGGAGCAGCCACGUGUGCAUCGCAACAUCAAGUUGAAGCAUCUGUUUGCCAUUGGCACACAGCAAAUGGGAGCGACGUUGCGCGCCGAAUUGGAGCAUGAACAGAGCCAGCAUCACGAUUUGCUGCUGCUACCGCGCCUGCACGAUGACUAUAUGAAUCUGACGGAGAAGCUAAUGCAGUCGCUGGACGCGUUGACCCGGCACUAUGAAUUCUCAUACCUGCUUAAAGUGGACGAUGACACCUAUGUGAAGCUGGACAAUCUACUCAACGAACUUGUCUCCUAUGACCGGAAGCUUUUGAGAAACAGACCGAACUAUGAACAUGAGCCGCUGCCAGAGCUCUACUGGGGCUAUUUCAAUGGACGCGCUACGAUUAAGACGAAAGGUCACUGGCGCGAGUCUAAUUAUUAUAUAAGCAAAAAUUACAUAAACUAUGCACUGGGCGGCGGCUAUUUGCUCUCCCGCAAGCUAUGCGAGAAUGUGGUCAACAAUUCUCAUUUACUGUCAAGCUAUGGGUCUGAAGACGCUUCUCUGGGCACAUGGUUGGCGCCACUGCGUCAUGUCUAUCGAUGGCAUGAUGCACGCUUCGAUACCGCCUACACGCCAAGCAAGUGUCGAUCCUAUCAUCUGGUGCUGCACAAGCGCAACCCGCAGCACAUGCAUGACAUUUACGCUGGCAAGCUGUGCACCCACGAGAGUCCUGGCCAGCGUGUAUUUGUCUCCUACUAUUAUGACUGGACAAAGCCAGCGGACAAGUGCUGUGACAGCAUUGUAGUGUAGUUAAUACCUAACUGACUAUUCCCAGUUGCCAUAACCAAAGAUAUAAGCUAAGUAUUGUGAUUAAGAUAUUCUUAGGCAAGUAUUCAAUAAAUUGCUCCUAUG
Messenger RNA from Drosophila novamexicana, 1302 nucleotides. RefSeq names its product beta-1,3-galactosyltransferase 6 (gene beta3GalTII). Lineage: Eukaryota; Metazoa; Arthropoda; Insecta; Diptera; Drosophilidae. Gene Ontology annotation, biological process: glycosaminoglycan biosynthetic process. Bases 46 to 1200 code for a protein of 384 amino acids. The record is from RefSeq and is a predicted model, not a curated record. Gene Ontology annotation, molecular function: UDP-galactosyltransferase activity. Gene Ontology annotation, cellular component: membrane. The transcript has a single exon.